This is a messenger RNA of Anopheles coustani, 4457 nucleotides long. RefSeq names its product bromodomain-containing protein homolog (gene Br140). Gene Ontology annotation, biological process: regulation of transcription by RNA polymerase II. Gene Ontology annotation, cellular component: MOZ/MORF histone acetyltransferase complex. The transcript is spliced from 4 exons. The record is from RefSeq and is a predicted model, not a curated record. Bases 137 to 3652 code for a protein of 1171 amino acids. Lineage: Eukaryota; Metazoa; Arthropoda; Insecta; Diptera; Culicidae. Gene Ontology annotation, molecular function: protein binding.
UGUUGAUGCCAGUGUAGGUUUCCCAUGUCGCUUUCACUCUAAAUUUCUAGUUCGGAAGCGACAUUAAUACAAAAAGUUGCCGUAACAUAUACGCUAUCGCUUGGAAAGUGGGUCUAAAACCUUGUGAAGCAUUGCGAUGGGGAUCGACUUCGAGGUGAACGAUUAUAUCAAAACGCUCAAGAAAGAUGGAGGACCUUUUAAGUGCCCCAAGUGCGACAAGACGUACAAAUCGGUGAUCGGGUUGCAAUAUCAUCUGAAUAACUACGAUCAUGAUAAUCCAUCUCCGGCAGUGCCGACCUCCGUGUCUACUCCAAUCAAGCAGAAAGGUCGGAAGCUGAAGUUGGGCGUCACACCCAAGAACCAAAUCGCUUCCAGCCCCCCCAAGGAAGGUAUCACCUAUUUGGAGUCGGAGCAUCUCGUGCGCCUAGAUUGCAAUGGCAAAACGGUCAAAAUCCCGGUUCUCGAUGAGCUACCCGUGGUUUCGCUCGAGGAGUAUGAAAGUAAAUGCAAAACUGCGCCAGAUUUCGAAGCGUAUGCGGUGGUACCACCGGAAGAACCAGAAGUGCAGUUGCCCGAGGGAAAGUUUAAAGAGAUCGAUGACUACACGAUCUGUGAUGCACCGCCACGUCCGAACGCGUACAUCCGUUUCAUAGAGAAAUCGAGUGAAGAAUUGGAUGGGGAGGUCGAGUACGAUGUGGACGAGGAGGACACGACCUGGCUCAGUAUUAUCAACGAACGUCGAGCAGCGCAAAACGUAGGCCCAGUUCCGGUUGAUUCACUGGAGCUGCUGAUGGAUCGUUUGGAGAAGGAAUCUUUCUUCCAGGCUGCUGCAAAUGGGCAGAACGGUGCUGUAGUCGAUGACGACGCCGUGUGCUGCAUCUGCAUGGACGGAGAGUGCCAAAACACGAAUGUGAUUCUUUUCUGCGACAUGUGCAACCUGGCCGUACAUCAAGACUGCUACGGAGUACCGUACAUCCCCGAGGGCCAGUGGCUUUGUCGGCGGUGCUUGCAGAGUCCUAGUCGGCCGGUCGAUUGCGUGCUGUGUCCGAACACCGGCGGUGCCUUCAAACAAACCGACACCAACCAGUGGGCGCAUGUCGUUUGUGCGCUGUGGAUCCCGGAGGUUCGCUUUGCUAACACCGUCUUUCUGGAGCCAAUCGAUUCUAUAGAAACGAUACCUCAUGCCCGAUGGCGGCUGACAUGUUACAUCUGCAAGCAGAAAGGGAUCGGUGCGUGUAUUCAGUGCAACAAAAACUACUGCUACGCUGCGUUUCAUGUGACUUGUGCCCAGCAGGCGGGUUUGUGUAUGCGCAUGGAUACGGUAAAAGGUACGGAUAGCAAUCCGGUGGUGGUCCAGAAAAUGGCGUACUGCGAUGCGCAUACGCCACUGAACGCGCUGCAAAGCACACCCGGCAACUCACCGGAUGGCGGACCACCGACAGAUGCACGCGAAGUCACUCGAGAGAAGAUGAAAAAGGCUCGAAAGCUACUUGCACUGAAGCGUACCAGCGCUCCGGUGAUUCUGAUUCCAACGAUACCGCAGAAUCGCAUCGAAGAAAUCUCCUCGCUGGUGAACAUCCCGAAAAAGCAACAAUUCAUUCAGCGACUGAUCGCGUACUGGACGCUGAAACGACAGUAUCGCAACGGGGUACCGUUGUUAAGAAGGUUGCAGUCGCAGGGCCAGGCGCAAGGUACAAUGCCAGGUGGUCGAGAUCGGUCCGAUGGGUCGCUGGAUGCACAAGAGCUGUACCAGCAGCUUAAGUACUGGCAGUGCCUUCGCCAAGAUCUCGAGCGAGCACGGCUGUUGUGUGAAUUAGUACGAAAGCGCGAAAAGAUUAAGCUUAUUCUAAUCAAAACAUCCGAGCAGUGCGUUAUGGCACAGCUGAACCCGAUCGAGAGCGUUUUACAUCGAAUACUGGACCAGCUAGAAGGCAAGGAUGACAAGGAGAUCUUCCGCGAGCCGGUUGACACGGAGGAGGUGCCCGAUUACAUGGAUAUCGUGAAGCAUCCAAUGGAUUUAGGCACGAUGCGCCAGAAGCUCAAACGCGGGAUGUACGUGCGCAUCGAGGAUCUGGAACAGGACUUUGGUUUGAUGAUCCGUAACUGUUUAGCCUACAACAACAAAGACACAAUGUUUUACCGAGCUGGUGUUAAGAUGCGAGACGCCGGUGCGAUUGUGUUCCGAACCGUACGAAAAGAGCUGGAACGGUCCGGUUUGUUCCAACAGCAGCCGGCACACUCCGUUGUGCAAGUGGCCACGGCAGGGGUUGGGCCAUCAACUGUAACAUCCGGCAGGUCGAUCACUGGCACCGGGGAGGAUAAUAUCGCCAUGGACAUUGAGAGCGAGCUAACCAAAAUCACAGGUGAAUCGGCAGCUGCGGAGCAUAUUGGUAAGCUCCAGACGUUGCUAGCGAAAGCGAUUGGCAUUCGUCACGCGCUGACCCGCUCCAAACGCAUAAAACAGAUUCGCAACGAGAUUGCUAGGGUCAAACGUGCCCUGUCAAAAGAACCGGAACGAGCACUGUUGAACGAAAGAAGGCUUUCGGGUGAUCUUGUAUCAUCAGGACCAAGCUCCUCUAGCACAUUGGCUGGAAUACCAUCAAACUCGGGCGCCGGCAAAUCACUUUCCCCGAAAAAGCUUAGUUAUUCCUUGCAGUCAGAGUCAUCGUUGCCUUUGAGCGCGGUAUCAAUCGGUCAGAAACAUCACCAACACAUCACCCCUGAGGCGAGUCCAUUAAAAGUAUUGAACAAUAGUCCUUCUCCAUCAGGUGUCAAUCGGAGAACUGCUGUCCUGUUCACUCGGAAAGCUCAGGCCGCACUUAAGAGACCAGAAGCCCCGAUGAACCAAGAAAGUGCAACCAGUGGGGCAACAUCUGGGCCAUCGUCGGUAACACCGAUGUCGACGACCGAGUUGCUGCAGAAGACGGCAAAGAAAAUCAACCGCGGUCGACGGAUCGGUAAGAGUGGCAAGGGAAUUGAAUCUUUCCUGGAGGCUAGCUCGUCUAUGUUGGAUGGUAAACCAUUAGAACGAAAGUCACUGGAAGCUAUUCCCGACAGCUUUCGGGUAUACCGAGGCCAGCAAGAUCGGGAAAUUAGUGAUUCGGAGAGCAAUCUUAGUCUCACAGGAAGUACCUGCAGUAGUUGUAGUGGAUUCAGUGGUAGCGGUACUGAGUCUGAGUUCGGCACCAGUGGGGAUGACGAGCAAUCGUUCUGUGACACGGACAUGUCCUCGAACAGUGAAGCGGAGGCUGAGCAGUUUCCAGAAAAACCGGCUCUGGAACCACUGAAACUGGUGUGGGCUAAAUGCCGUGGUUACCCUUGGUAUCCCGCACUUAUCAUCGAUCCGACCAUUCCGAAAGGGUUUGUCCACAACGGUGUCCCGUUGCCCGCCCCGCCGGCUGACGUGCUAGCAUUACGCUCGAACUAUGAGGAGCCGGUGUUUUUGGUCCUGUUCUUCGACGUCAAGCGCACAUGGCAGUGGUUGCCAGUCGGCAAGCUUGAGCUACUCGGUGUGGAUAAGGAGCUUGAUCAAAGCAAGCUGAUCGAAUCACGGAAGCCUACUGAACGAAAGGCGGUAAACAAAGCAUACCAGGAAGCGUUGCACUACCACAGUCAGGUGUCGAAUGCGGAUGGACCGGCGGGAAAAUUAUGAUGUUACGGAACUGCUGAAAUGACGGCAGGCCAGCGAAGUAGGUUAGAGAAGAGAGUGGGGUCGCAGGACGAGGCUGACGAUGAGGAAGAUGACGAUAGAGAGGAAGAUAAUGACGAGGACUAAAUGUAUCUUGUAGUGCGUUUCAAACGCUUAAGCUAUGGCGUUUGAUAACCUUUAAGAGAAAAGGUGAAAUGUGUAUGGAUGUAUCUUUUCACAGCAGCCAGAAGCCUUUGAAUAUUAAACGAUCCGUUGAUGUCUGUUUUAACUUAAGUUUUAACAUUGCACGUUGUAUUGAUUAAGUUUUAACGAAAAUAUUCACAUGAACAAUGUACCUUAGUACGCCAUUUAUUUAAAGUGUCACCUGUAUUUCCGUUGUGUUUCUGUGUACAAAAUUUUCACUUCGAUUAGACGAAAAAGAUGUAGUAAAUAAAUUUGAAUCAAGGUUCAUAUUUGCUAAAUUAAAGUGAUUAAAGUUUCAGGGUCAAUGCAUAGUUUUUCAAUAUUCGUUUGAGUGUAAAAUCGUCAUGGUCGCUAAGAUCUUAUUUAUAACCCUUCAGCCUACUAGGAAAACAAAUGCAUCUGUAAAUGUCGAUAAAAGAAAAUCUCGAAAAACUAUGUAUGCACGCAAAAACCCCGCAAGAGAAAAAAUCAUGCAACAUAAUUGCUAUGCCCAUGCAAGUGUGGUACAAUAAAGCAUAGCCCAGAAUUAUUCAGACUAAUAUCGUUUGUCGGUAACAUCCAUUCACAACUUCGAGGCUUGUCCAUAAAAUGUAUUGAAAAUAAAAUUUCAUUGGGGAAAAAAUUC